AUCAUCUGAAGAACAUGCGAAAAUACUCAUUAAAUAAAGUUAAUUAUCUUUUAAUGGACCUAGUUUAAUUUAUUUAAAUAGUUCUUGUUAUUGUGUUAUUGCGAUUUAUAUAUUCCUAUGAUAUAUUUUUUCCUAUUAUAUAUAUAGUGGAUAGAAAUAGACAUUUUCUAUCCAAACUGAUUGAGAUAGAAAAGUUUCUUCUGGACUUUUACAAUACGUAAACAUGUCUGAGAAGCCAGUUGUAGCUAGUGGAAAUCAGCCUAUCGUGAAGAUAGGCCACUAUACUUUAGGCGCCACCCUUGGAGUAGGGACAUUCGGUAAAGUAAAAAUAGGUGAACAUCAACUUACCAAACACAAAGUCGCUGUGAAAAUUUUGAACAGACAGAAAAUAAAAUCUCUCGAUGUUGUUGGCAAAAUAAGGCGUGAAAUUCAAAACUUGAAACUGUUUCGUCAUCCCCACAUCAUCAAAUUAUAUCAGGUAAUAUCUACACCAACAGACAUCUUUAUGAUAAUGGAAUAUGUUUCUGGUGGUGAGCUCUUUGACUAUAUUGUUAAACGAGGGAAACUACAAGAGCAUGAAGCUAGAAGAUUCUUCCAGCAGAUCAUAUCUGGUGUUGAUUACUGCCACCGUCAUAUGAUCGUACACAGAGAUCUGAAGCCAGAGAAUCUCUUAUUGGAUCACAAUAUGCAUGUGAAGAUAGCAGACUUUGGUCUAUCUAAUAUGAUGUUGGAUGGUGAAUUCUUGCGUACAUCUUGUGGUUCACCAAACUAUGCUGCACCAGAGGUUAUCUCAGGAAAAUUAUAUGCAGGCCCUGAAGUAGAUGUAUGGUCUUGUGGUGUUAUUCUCUACGCACUAUUAUGUGGCACACUACCAUUUGAUGACGAACAUGUACCUACAUUGUUCAGGAAAAUCAAAUCAGGAAUAUUCCCCAUACCAGAAUAUUUAAACAAAUGUGUAGUGAGUCUGUUAUGCAUGAUGCUACAAGUAGACCCAAUGAAGAGAGCAAGUAUAGAGGAUGUUAAGAAAUACGACUGGUUCCAGAAGGAAUUACCCGAUUAUCUGUUUCCAUCACCUGUGGAACAGGAGAGUGGGUUUGUAGAUGUAGAAGCAAUAGCCGAGGUGUGUGAGAAGUUUGGUGUAAAAGACCAGGAGGUGCACACCGCAUUGUUGAGUGGCAACCAGCACGACCAGCUUGCGAUCGCCUACCAUCUCAUUAUUGAUAACAAGAGAAUCGCUGAUGAAGCUGCUAAAGCCGAGAUAAAAGACUUUUAUAUUGCUGGUCAUUCUCCACCGAAUACUACAGAGCCAACAAGGCCACACCCUGAACGUAUAGCUCCGCUGCGCAGCAAGGAGUCCCCCAGUGCGCUACCCGCACAGGACAAGCAGAGAGGCACACCAGUUAAAAGAGCGAAGUGGCAUCUCGGAAUAAGGUCCCAGAGUAAACCAAAUGAUAUAAUGUUAGAAGUGUUCAGAGCUAUGAAGGCGUUAGACUAUGAGUGGAAAGUCAUCAACCCAUAUCAUGUCAGGGUGCGUACAUUAAACAAAAAGACGGAUAAAUUCGUCAAAAUGUCACUCCAACUGUAUCAGGUUGAUUAUAAAUCGUACUUACUCGAUUUCAAGUCACUGUCAAGUGAGAAGGAGGAGUACGAUGAGGAUUCAGCCUCCACUUCGGUGGCUUCCACACCCCCUACCCCUAUCACCAUACCCUCAGCGCCCCAAGGUCACCACACUAUGGAGUUUUUUGAGAUGUGUGCAGCACUCAUCAUACAACUUGCACGAUGAAUUCAUCGAAUACUAACUUAAACUUAUAAAUAUUUAUAUAAUCUAAAAUGUAGAUAAGAAACCUUUUUUUUAUUAUUGCUUUCGAUUAUGGAAUAAAUUUGCCCACAUAUAAUAGAUUCUGUAUCAUUAAAGAUAGUAAGGUGUAGGUUAAGGGUUACCAAUGCCCUGGGCUUUAGAUUUCUAUGUUGCCCCCUUUUUACCAUGCCUAGGGGAAGGGGGAUUUAAAAGGUACAAGAUAUACGCAGACUAGUGAUGCCCUCUUGGAGGGGUGCGGGGUUUAAGAGGGCUACGGGAUAUACACAGACCUUUGACGCCCUGGGCGGUCGUGUUAUCGCGCCCUGGGCGGUCGCCCUACCGCCUACCUACCCUAAUACUGGUAUUAAGGUUAUAAUCAUUUAGGUAUAUAGAAUAAAUAUUAAAACUACCUAAAAACCCAUUCAUUGAAAUAUUUGCUUAAUUGUAUUAUAUUGUUGGUUGUAAGUGUUAAAAAAAAAUUAAACUGUAUUGCUGAGUACUUACCAAAGAGAGUGAUUAAGAAUUAAGUGCCUUGAGUAGUUAAGUGUUCAUUUUAUGCCUUUUAUAAUUUAUUGAAAAAAUCAUUUUCCUCGCUUCUAUCGGGAAUAAGGGAUGCCUCACGUAGAAAUUAUAUGUUUGUCUUGAGUUUUAUCAGCAUAGAGGCAUGGCACGGCAUAGAUUAUUUUGCAUUUUAUUUAAAUGCAAUUGAUUUAAAAAGCUUAAAUAUUAUUAUUAUAUAUAAAGAGUAAUGUUUAAUAUAUGGGCAUAUGAUAAAAUCGUACAAAAAUAAAUGCACUUAAUUAUGUAAUAUAAGUUAUGUUUUAACCAAAAGGUAUUAGGGAUGUAAAGAUAUGUAUAUUAGAAUUAAUUAAAUUAAAUCAUAAUGGAGUAGACUGGAAUCAUGUUCGUGAAAUAUUGUUAACUUAUUUUAACUUAGUAGUAGCGACUUGCGCGAUGAAACUUAACAAAAAUCAUUAAAACUGAUUAAAUACUU
This is a messenger RNA of Papilio polytes (common Mormon), 2792 nucleotides long. It is a transcript of the gene AMPKalpha, whose product is annotated as 5'-AMP-activated protein kinase catalytic subunit alpha-2. Lineage: Eukaryota; Metazoa; Arthropoda; Insecta; Lepidoptera; Papilionidae. Gene Ontology annotation, molecular function: ATP binding; protein serine/threonine kinase activity. The record is from RefSeq and is a predicted model, not a curated record. Gene Ontology annotation, cellular component: cytoplasm. The transcript is spliced from 7 exons. Gene Ontology annotation, biological process: protein phosphorylation; intracellular signal transduction. The coding region runs from base 224 to 1783 and encodes 519 amino acids.